UUUUUUUCCUACCUAGUUUUUUAUUGGGACACAAUGUUCUCUUAUAUUUGCUGCCUCGAAGACCCAGUGGACCAAUCAGGAGACGUGUUGUUCAGCUUCGUCCAAUAGCAGCUGUUGUUGUUAACACUCAGCGGUGGGAAGGGCAGGUUGUAGCAGCUGUGUGGAGUUUAUUUCUCUGAGCGCAGAUCCACGUUGUGGAUUAAAUAUUUUGAGGAACCGCAGACAGUCCUGACAGUGAGAGUGCAGCUGCGGGAGUGGAUGGGGGGAAACAGCCUGAGUCACUUCUCCCAUGAGGAUGGUGAAGGCGGUGGAGUUACUUUUGUGAAGGGCAUUCGGCUGUCGGACAGAGUCAUCAGCCGGAUGAAACAGUCAUCACAGAAAGUCUGUCCUCCACUCUCACAGAAUGGAGCUCCUCCUUCACGCUUACCUGAAACACAAGCACCCACUCCAGUCCCCGCCCCCUCUGUUGAACACCUGAUACCUCUCCUGAUGCCUCCCCCUGAUCCCUUCACCCCACCUCUACCUCCUCCUCCUCCUCAGGAAGCUCCAUCUACGCCUCCAUCAGUGGAACCUCCUCCUGUAAAACUCGCUGCCCCUCCUCCUGUAAAGUUUCACUCUCUUCCUCCGAGCUCUGUCGAGCCUGAAGCACCUCCUCCACCACCACCACCUCCUCCUGCAGUAGAGCCAGUAGUUCUACCUCCUCCUGAGCCCUUCAACCCACCUCACACGGAGCCAAAAACUCCAUCUACACCACCUGUUGUAGAGCAAGUCGCCAAACCUUUUGUCCUUCCUCCACCUGUGGAGUCAUCCCCAGCAGCUGCAGCUCCAUCUGAACCUUUAGCUUCAUCUCCUCCACCUGUGAAACCAGCACCUCCACCUGCUGAACCUGCUGCUCCAGCUCCAGCUGUUGAACUUAUACCAGUUGAGCCAGUAAUCCCACCCUGUCCUGUUGAUUCAGCUCCAGUUGAAGCUGUAGUUUUACCGCCUCAAGUGGAGCCUGUAGUCCCACCUGCUCCAGCUGAAGAAGUGCCUCCAGCUUGGCUCCAGCUGUUGAUUCAUCACCUCCAUGUGAACUGGUUCCACCUCCACUUCCACCUCCUCCAGAGCCAGUGGCAGCCCCCGCUUCCUGCUCCAGAGCUCACUUUCAAUGAGCCCCACCCACCUUGUCACUGUGUGGAGCUGGCCAUCAUACCCACUGACGCACCUGUGAGUGAACCCCUCGCAGAGCCACUAGUGCCACCUCAACCUGAUCCAGCUCCAUCUGAGCCAGCUCCACCUGAGCCAGCUCCACCUGAGCCAGCUCCAGCUCCUGAGGAGUCCACUCCCACCAUGUCUCUGUCCCCUGUUGUUGAGGAUGAAGUGCCUGCUGUCGCCGCAGUGCCUCCACCUGCAGCAGCUGCACCCGUUUCUCCUGAAGUGGUGGAGGAAGAGCUGAGGCAGAAGAUCAAAGAGGAGAUGCAGAGAAGUCUGGAAGAGGAGAUCAACCAGAAGAGGCAGGAGCUGCAGCGACAGCUGGAGGAGAUGAGGGCUCAGGCUCAGGCAGAGGCCAAGGCAGCAGCUCAGGCUCAGGUGGAGGAGCAGGUGAAGAAGAUGCUGGAGUCUGAGAAGGCGGUGUACUUGGAGAACCUGACAGACUCCAUCAUGAAGGAGCGAAUGAAGACGGAGGAUGAGAAGCUGAUGGUGCAGCUUUAUUGGAUGGAGCUGAAGGCUCAUCAACUGGAGCAGAGAGAGCAAGAGUUAAAGAAACGAGGCACUCUCUACAAGGAACACAUUGCAAAACUUGAAACAAAGUGCACAGAGUUUUACAAAGUGACUGCUGAGAGCUUCCAGAAAGGCAAAGAGGAGACACACAACCGUUUUGCGCGUUUCAAUAUCCAGCCAGUGUGUGGAGACCUGCAGAGUCAGAUUUUAAAAUGCUACAAGGAGAACACAGGAAAGACUCUGUCCUGCUCGAGCAUCGCCUCAGCCUACAUGCAGUGUGUGGACAACGCCAAGAAAAAUAAGUUGAGCACUGGAGGUUAACAUGGAUCACAGGAGACGUGCCGUAUACCCUCAGACUGACAUUUCUGAUGCAGGCCAGUAACCUGGUCUGGUACCAGUGUCACAAACACACACAGUUUAGCUUUAAGUAACACUUCAUGUCUAUGACAUCUCUGGUUCUUGGGAUCACCUUAAAACAAAUUGUGCCAACACCACAGCAACAAAAACAGGAAGAGCUUAAUCCCUUGUUAAUGAGGCAAAACAUCAAAAAGGGAGCAUGAGAUUGAAGUUUGUCACAGAUGGUUUUUGUUUUGACAGAAGUAAGCUAUUUGUGAGAGAUAUAUACAGAAUGAGAGUCUGGUUAAUUAAUAUAUAUGUGUGCCUUGAAGUUAUGAAAGCUAAUCAUGAGGUUGCAGAUGCAUGAAAGAACAGUUUAAUGAGCAGAGUGUGAAGUAACAAAGCCUUGCCCUUGUUAAAGGUUAUUGUACUGUACAUAUAUUAUUUCAGGGAGUUGUCACUUUCAGUGUAUCUUCCUCAACAUCUGAUGUAUGCAAAAAAAAAAAAAAAAUCAGUGGGUGUCAAUAAAUAGUUUUGUUCAAUCACA
Molecule: messenger RNA, 2584 nt
Organism: Lates calcarifer (barramundi perch)
Lineage: Eukaryota; Metazoa; Chordata; Actinopteri; Centropomidae
Biological process (GO): inner mitochondrial membrane organization
Cellular component (GO): MICOS complex; mitochondrion
Source: RefSeq, a predicted model, not a curated record